This is a messenger RNA of Pseudocercospora fijiensis CIRAD86, 1539 nucleotides long. RefSeq lists its product as uncharacterized. The transcript has 5 exons. Gene Ontology annotation, cellular component: nucleus. The annotation marks the transcript as partial. Gene Ontology annotation, molecular function: RNA helicase activity; RNA binding; ATP binding. The record is from RefSeq and is a predicted model, not a curated record. Lineage: Eukaryota; Fungi; Ascomycota; Dothideomycetes; Mycosphaerellales; Mycosphaerellaceae.
GCCCGCUCCGCCGGCUGGACAGAGACAGUCGCCUUCGACUACGACGCCUUCCAGCGAUCAGGAGGCAACGACGGCAACUGGCUCGGCCAAGGCGCCGUCUACGAGUGGUCCGGAGAAUACGGAGACGUCGCACCCCAAGUCCCAGAACUAGAGGCCAUUCUCUUUGGCUCUGAGUUCAAGCUUCGUGAGGGCACCCACCGCACCAACAUCGACGACAUUGAAGUCACUGUCGAGGGACCUACGAAGAUCGCGCCCAUCAAGAAUUUCGCCGAUGCCGGCCUGCAUCCAGUUGUGCUGCAGAACAUCGCACUCGCCGACUACAAGACACCAACGCCCAUUCAAGCUUACACCAUCUCCGCCGUCCAGAAGGGUCACGAUGUCGUUGGCAUCGCACAGACUGGUGACGGCAAGACCGCAGCAUACCUCAUCCCCAUCAUCUCUAAGCUCAUGGGUAAGGCCAAGAAGCUCCAGGCGCCACGCCCAGACACAUCCCGUGGCACCUACGAUGCGCGUACUCAGGGCGCUCGUGCAGAGCCUUUGGUCCUCAUUGUUGUGCCAACUCGUGAGCUCGCUAUCCAGAUCUUCGACGAGGCGCGUCGCAUGUGCUACCGCUCUAUGCUUCGUCCGUGUGUCGCCUAUGGCGGCUAUCCAACGGGCGCCUGCCUCGAAGAACUCAGCAAGGGCUGCGACAUCCUCAUCGGCACUGCUGGCCGCCUUUGCGACUUGAUGGAACGCCCAGAGAAGCUUUCUAUGAGCCGUGUCAAGUUUACGGUCAUCGACGAAGCUGACGAAAUGCUCGACACUGACUGGAAUCCGCAGCUGAGCAAGCUCAUGUCUGGCGGCGACACCAACGAAGACGCUGACCAUGUCUAUUUCAUGUUCUCUGCUACCUUCCCCAAGGGCGCUCGCGAGAUGGCGCGUACUUACAUGGCCCAAGACUAUGUUCGCGUGCGUGUCGGCCGCGCUGGUCAGGCGCAUAAGAACAUUAAGCAGGAAAUCAUUUACGUCGAGAAGGAUGCCAAGCGCCAGGCUGUCUACGACUUGCUUUUCGUCUCCAAGCCGGAGCGCACACUUAUUUUCUGCAACUCAAAGGCAGUCGUCGAUCUCCUUGACGACUUCCUUUACAACAAGCAGCUGCCCACCACCUCCAUCCAUGGCGACCGCAACCAGCGUGAGCGUGAGGAUGCCAUCCGCGCCUUCCGUACUGGUCGUGCUCCGAUCCUCAUCGCCACUGGCGUUUCUGCUCGCGGCUGGGAUGUCAAGGGUGUCGGCCACGUCAUCAACUUCGAUCUGCCAUCCGCUGAUCACGGCGGCAUCUCCGAAUACACCCACCGCAUCGGCCGCACUGCUCGUAUCGGCAAUCAGGGCCUCGCCACAUCCUUCUACAAUGACCGCAACGAGGACAUUGCCCAGGACCUUGUCAACGUCCUUGUUGAGUGCGAGCAGACCGUUCCAGACUUUCUCGAGCAUCUCAAGCCAGAGGAGGGUAGCAAGUUGCAGUUCAACGAUGACACCGACGACGAGGCAGAGGGCGAGGAU